Messenger RNA from Fonsecaea pedrosoi CBS 271.37, 2937 nucleotides. RefSeq lists its product as uncharacterized. The record is from RefSeq and is a predicted model, not a curated record. Lineage: Eukaryota; Fungi; Ascomycota; Eurotiomycetes; Chaetothyriales; Herpotrichiellaceae. The coding region runs from base 1 to 2937 and encodes 978 amino acids. Gene Ontology annotation, cellular component: fungal-type vacuole membrane; endosome membrane; PAS complex. The transcript has 7 exons. Gene Ontology annotation, biological process: phosphatidylinositol biosynthetic process; positive regulation of kinase activity.
AUGGAUCCCGCAGUUCAACGGCUGCUUACUGACAAGCUCUACGAUAAAAGGAAGCAGGGCGCCCUCGAGCUCGAGCGUUUCAUCCGAGAGGCUAGUGCCGCCAAAGAAUAUGACAAGAUCCGGAAGACGAUUGAUCAGUUGUGUCACGACUAUGCCUAUGCUGUGCACCUUCCACAUGCCCGUAAUGGAGGACUCAUUGGUCUAGCGGCUGCUUCGAUCGCCUUGGGCUCUGAUGAGGUCGCCCGUUAUUUGUCUGACAUUGUUCCACCUGUUCUAGCAUGCUUUACCGAUCAAGACGCCCGUGUACGCUAUUAUGCCUGCGAGGCCAUGUACAACAUUGCCAAAGUGGCCAAGGGAGAGAUACUGCUUGCUGCCGACUCAGAGCUCUCAGUGAAGAACGGCGCGGAGCUCCUCGACCGUCUAAUCAAGGAUAUUGUUUCCGAGUCCGCGGCGUCGUACGUUUCAGUCCUCAAUUUCAAUGAGGAUGGCGAACAACUCGAUCCAGACAAGGAAAGCGCCGACCUCCCCACAACCUUCUCCCUUGCAAAGUUCAUUCCCCUUCUCGAAGAGCGCAUUCACGUCAUCAACCCAUUUACGCGCACCUUUCUGGUUUCAUGGCUGACCCUUCUCGACACCAUUCCCGAUUUGGAACUUGUACACUACUUACCAGCUUUUCUUGGAGGCCUCUUCAAAUUCCUCGGAGAUCCGAAUCGGGACGUGUAUGUGGCGACGCAAGGGUUGCUUGAGCGCUUCCUUAGCGAGAUCAAGAAAAUCGCAAAGAUCAAGCGCGGGAUUGCCGAAAGUCGCCGCACUCGAGCUGGCAAUCGUAGACCUGGGUCUGAUGCGGGCAGCACUACGGCUCGCGGUAGUCAGUCGAAUGAAAAUGCUAUCGAAGAUUCCGAGUCUGGGACCGCUCAAGACGAACUGAACGAACUUGGGGAGCACGACGGUGAUUGGAUACCUGGACAAGAUGUACAGGUGGAUUACGCACAGAUCCUCGAUAUCUUGCUAAAGUUUGUCGAUGUCUCGUCCAGGUUGUCCAAACAAAAGGAAGAAGAGAUCGGCAUCGUCGCCCUACGAUGGAUUGACAGCUUCUUCGAGAUCAGUCCGGAAGAAAUUCUGCAGUUCGUGCCUCGCCUGCUGUCGCGCGUUCUGCCAGCACUAUCGGCGCAGUCGGAGCAAGUCAGAACGACCGCCAGCAAGGUCAACAGGUCCUUGAUGGAUUACAUUGUCACCUUCCAAGAUGAGGUGUCAAACGAUGACCAGGGUGCGCUCAUAUCCGGCACCCUGGUGAGUGUGACGACGCGAGACGGAGAAAGUUCCGAAAAAAGACAAUCAGGGGGGACAACCAAGAGCGUGCCUUCGCAAGCGGACAGUAAAAACGAGACUCCUCCUGAAGCGUCUUCUGAGAUAGAGCAGUCGCCUCCGGAGGUCACUCCCCGGUCCACCGCAGCGCCGUCACCGCAACCCAUGGCUGACCUCGACUACGCGGCAGCAGUGAACGCGUUGACGCUGCAGUUCCUCAACGAACACGAAGAGACGCGUGUGGCAGCAUUGAGCUGGUUGAUUAUGCUUCACAGAAAAGCGCCAAAGAAAGUUCUUGCCUUCAAUGACGGGACGUUUCCUGCCCUGCUCAAGACGCUUUCUGAUCCGGCAGAAGCGGUUGUGACACGCGAUUUGCAGCUUCUUUCACAGAUCUCCAAGAACAGCGAAGACGGAUACUUCACAUCCUUCAUGGUGGCGUUGCUUCAGCUCUUCUCCACCGACCGUAAGCUGCUGGAGAUCCGGGGCAACUUGAUUAUUCGUCAAUUGUGUAUCAACCUCCAACCUGAGCGCAUCUAUAGGACAUUGGCCGACUGCAUCGAAAAGGACGAAGAUAUCGAGUUUGCGAGUAUCAUGAUUCAGAAUCUCAACAACAACCUCAUUACGGCGCCUGAACUGGCCGAGCUGAGGAAAAGGCUUCGAAACCCGGACAGCAAGGAGGGGCAGAUGUUCUUUGUGGCUCUGUUUCGCGCUUGGUGUCACAAUGCUGUGGCUACGUUCUCGCUGUGCCUCCUGGCCCAAGCAUAUGAGCAAGCCUACAAUCUACUCCAGAUAUUUGCUGACUUGGAAAUGACGGUCAACAUGCUCAUCCAGAUCGAUAAGCUGGUGCAGUUACUAGAAAGUCCUGUCUUUACGUAUCUACGACUCCAACUCCUCGAACCCGAUCGCUAUCCCUACCUUUAUAAAUGUCUCUACGGUCUUCUCAUGCUGCUCCCCCAAUCCUCUGCCUUUGGUGCCUUGAAAAACCGCCUCAACAGUGUCUCUGCCAUAGGGCUGUUACAUACACCGGUCUCGAUGCCUACUUCAGCCAGACCAUCUGUGGUCUCGGGGAUUUCUUCGACUUCUUUACCCGCUACAACCGGCAGCGCUCUAAAUAGCACUGUCAGCUCUCGUCUCUCACGAACGCGUGAUGCCACAGCCGCUGUCGGUGUGAACGAGAUUAAAUGGCCCGAACUGCUUGACAAGUUCAAACAGACCCAGGAACGCGCGAGGCGUCGAAACGAGAGACUUCUCAGGGGGGAACUUGAUGCAGAAACGCCUAUUUCUGCAAUACAGAGUGCGGCUGAUGAUGCCGGCCGCUCAAGUCGUGCGAGUUUACGAGAUGGUGGUAUCGGUGGAGUAACGGACGGCGAUGCAUUUCGAAGCGGACAUAAACUACACGGUGGACGACCUUUGAGUGGUGUCGGCGCAACUGGCACCGGAUCAGGGUUGGUUAAGCCAGCAACUGGGCUGGCAAUAACAGGUGUCGGGGGCCCUGGUGCUAGGACGGUGGGCGCCGGAGACGAUCGAGUUGGACCGCAUAAACGAGGUCAUAGUCUGGCAGGGGGUUUUGGGAAAUUUGCGAGCGGGAUUGCCAGGGCUGGGGGGAGUAAAGACAGGGAGAAGAAGAAGUAG